This is a messenger RNA of Sciurus carolinensis (gray squirrel), 1733 nucleotides long. RefSeq names its product formin-like protein 20. Lineage: Eukaryota; Metazoa; Chordata; Mammalia; Rodentia; Sciuridae. The transcript is spliced from 4 exons. The record is from RefSeq and is a predicted model, not a curated record. The coding region runs from base 1 to 735 and encodes 244 amino acids.
AUGGGGGCCCUGGAAGAAGGCCCCCCGCCCCCGCCGCCUCCCCGCCCCCCGGGCGGCGCGCUGGCCUCCGCGCUCUCGCCCUCUCCGGGCCGGGGAGGAGCCGCCCCGCCGCCUGGGCCGCCGCCGCCUCCCCAGCGCGGCCAGCCCGGCCGGCCCAGCCCCCGCCCCGGGCGGACCAUAGGGCGCUGGGGGGCGGGGAGCAGGGCGGGGGCCGGCGGGCGGGGGCGCGGCUUUGUGGCGGCCGCGGACCGCGGAGGCCCGGUGCAGCCCCGUCGGCUCCGCGCUCUGCGGAAAAGGAUCCUCCGCGCCCCCUGCCCAUCACUUGGAUCUUGUCCGGGGAGGGGCGGGUUUUUCUGGAAGUGUCCCCCGCCCCGCCACGGCGAGGGUUACGGGGCUGGGCUCGGAUCGCGGCGGAGGCUGCGGGGCCGCGGGGCGCACCCCGCCCCGCGCACGCCUGCCCGGAGCCCUGGAGGCGCAGCCCGGGGGGCUCCCCGCACCCCGGAGGAGGCGGCGGCGGUGCUGGGGCUCCUGAAGACCACACAAGUGUCUCAGAGCAUACAGCCGGUGUCCCUGAAGCUCAUGACUGGGGAGGAGGCUGGGUGCCCAGCAGACGAUCCUCAGGUCUCCCUUCUGAGCAGGUUCAAGACCCAGCUGGAGGUCAGGGGUCACGGUUUCCUGGACUGUCAAACGAGAGGGUUUAAGAGUUCUUCCAGAUUUCUCGUUGCUAAGCUAUAAAGUUCCAGGCUUCGAAGUGUGGCUGCUGAUUGGCAGACAGUUCCUGGGCAGCUCCAAUCAGAACCAGGCUGCAGGAAGGAGUGUCCACACCGCCACUUACCCGGGGGUUUCAGAAUUUUCUGACUGAUGUCAUGAACCACAAAAGUCUUUGUCUAACUCUGCAGAACCUGUUUUCUUGAGUGAGCUGAUGAGAGAUGCCACAGGUCCUGAAAUUCCCCAGGGAAGGUGGAGUCUCCAGGUCUUGACAGGGACCAUCAGGACCUGUUUGUAGCUGACUGUUGAUGACAGUGUGAACUCCCACCUGGGCUGGAGGGAUGCCUCAAUCUCCUCAGAACUGACCUCUCCUGUCCACUUCCCAAGCACCUGUCUAAGGAGAAAGAAAACUGCAUGCCACUGAACUUGGGAUUGUUAUGGUGAGGGCCACAUUUAUAAAGGACCCUGGAGCUCCUGGGCUCAUGCCAUUGUCCUCCCAAGAAGGGACUGUAGGCAUGCACCACUGUACCUGGCUCUAAAGGACUUUAAAAUGUGGAUGGAGGACAACUCAGGUGUUUCACCUCAGAAUUUCAAUAAAAAAACACCACCAUAAACUGAAUUCCUACUGUGUACCAGUAGGAAUAGUCACAGGCUUCCCAUCCUGAAACCCCCAUGGGACAGAUGGGGACCACGCUGCAUAGCUGCUUCCAUCUUUCAGGAAGAAGGAAGUCAUAUGAACCAGACCUGGUCACAGUGAUUGGUUCUUGAAUGAGCACGUGACCCAGCUGGGCCAAUCAGAAUUUUCCUUGAGACUUUUCUGCCAAAACUAUAGAAAAAGAUCCCAGAGGGUUGUAUGUACUAAGCUGUUGGCCACUGGGAACAUGGAGAAGGUGCUUCAGAAGACAUGAAGGAUGUGAAGCCCUCAAAGACAUGGAGUGGCUGGGUGAUGCUUGAGCCCCUACUACAGCUGAAGGGGAAGCCAGAUAUACUCCCUGGAUUGUACGUGAUGGAAACAGUAAAUUCUU